AAUCAUCCUUCUCUCAGUUGCUUACAGACAUUCUUCGUUAACAUGUGGUCCAGAAUUGCUGUUCUAGUUGCUGUUACAGCUAGCUGCCACGCUGGUCUGCUUGGAGCAGGAUUUGGAGAAGGAAGCUGUGCAGCUGCUCCUUUCAGGUCUGCUGCUGUAAAAUGGCCGCUAGGAUGUCCCGCGCAUGCGUCUUGCUGUACAGAGUAUGGAUAUUGCAGGGGAGAGGAUGAGUGGCGUGUUGGUGCUUUCAGAGACUGCAAUGGAGUAAGCAAUGGUCUUCCUCUAGCCCCAGAGGCUAUUGAGGCUGAGGCAGCUGCAGCUGCUGCUGGAGACAAUUCUGCUGCUAACCUUAUCGUAGUUCCAGCUGGAGCUGAUACUGCUGGCCUUGCCACUGUUGGAUAUGCAGCCGCUGCUCCUACUGCCGCUCUAUCAUACGCACCCGCUGUAGCUUCUUAUGCCCCUGCAUCUGUAGCUCUUCCUUUAACUGCUUCAUAUCAGCCUAGUGCAGGAUAUGCUGCUUCUCCAGCAUACCAAGCUGCUGCUCCGGCCUCCUAUGCAGCUAUUCCUGCUGCUUAUGCUGCUGCUCCCUAUGCCUACGCCACUGUUCCUGCUACUUAUGCUGCUGUUCCUGCCGCAUACCCUGCUUCUUCCACCCACACUCUUCCUGGCCUUCACUCUUCAGUAGUAGCUGCUCAUGGUUCCACUCAAUAUAAUGCUGCUCAUCAUUACUAACAAUGCAGUUAUUUGAAGCUGCUAACCUGCCAAACUAUCUGAUAUGUAUAAUGUAUAUUUUUGAAAUAUUCAAUUCAAAUAAAUUUUUAAGUCUA
Molecule: messenger RNA, 827 nt
Organism: Eurytemora carolleeae
Lineage: Eukaryota; Metazoa; Arthropoda; Copepoda; Calanoida; Temoridae
Product: cuticle protein 16.5
Source: RefSeq, a predicted model, not a curated record